UACUUCCGUGUGCGUGUCACUGCGCUGGUUUCCAAACAACAGGUGCCCCCCUUACACACCCUCCGCAUGAAACACGCUGUUGACCCUUACCCCCUCCCACACAAACCAGCUGACCGAACAGUUGAACACUACAAGGCGCGGCCGACAGUUUCCCUGUAUUUCGUCUAUUCUGUUCCGCUCGCGUGUGAACUAACGGUCUCUGCACAUAAUGGCCUCCGUCAACCCAUACCCAGACUUCGAUGCUGAGGAAGAUGCCAAGAUUCUGCGUAAGGCGAUGAAGGGCUUCGGAACGGACGAGGACGCCAUUAUAGAGAUCCUGUGUCACCGUUCCAACGACCAGAGACAGGAGAUUGAGACCAUGUUCAAACAAGCUUAUGGCAAGGACCUGAUAGACGAGCUGAAGAGCGAGCUCGGCGGGAACUUCGAAAAAGCGAUCCUAGCGAUGAUGCAGAAACCUGCAGUGUAUGACGCCAACUGCCUCCGCAAUGCCAUGAAGGGGGCGGGGACGGACGAGUCCACUCUCAUCGAGAUUAUGUGCACCAGGAAAAAUGACGAGUUGACUGCGAUAAAGGAGGCGUACAACGCAGAGUUUGACCGUGACCUAGAGGAGGACUUGAAGAGCGAGACAAGCGGACACUUUGAGCGGCUGCUGGUGUCCAUGUGUCAGGCUAACCGUGAUGAGACCUAUGAGGUUGAUGAUGGAGAAGCCGAAAGUGACGCACAGGAGCUCUUUGAUGCCGGGGAGGGACAGUGGGGCACGGACGAGUCCACCUUUAACAUGAUCCUGGCUAUGAGGAACUUCAACCAGCUCAGGGCCAUAUUCAGGGAGUACGAGAAGAUCGCCGGUAAAGACAUCCUGGACGCCAUUAAGAGCGAGUGUACCGGGAGUCUGGAGGACGGAUACCUCACUAUUGCCAAGUGUGCUAUGGACACGCCCGGGCUGUUUGCAGAGCGCCUGUACAAGUCCAUGAAAGGCUUGGGGACAGACGAUAAAACACUCAUCCGGAUAGUAGUAACACGGAGUGAGAUUGACAUGGAGUACAUCAAGAAGAAGUACGAGGAGAUGUACGAGAAGCCCCUGGCGGACGCCAUCGCUGACGACUGCGGAGGCGACUACAAGAAGUGUCUGAUCGCCCUGGUCGGCUGAAAUGAUAUCUAAACACACAGAUCGUGGCCGCUUGCAGUUCUUGUUGCUGUUUUUUUUUAAAUUUCGAUUUGACACCAUGAUAUAAAGAUUACCACCUUUUCAAAACAAAUCAAAUGUCAUUGCUGGCUACAUUAUCAUGCCAUUGAACAAGUGCAAAAUAGCACGACUAGAUAAUUGUAUAUUGAUCAAGAAUUCCUUUAUACUUGCGCCAAUCCAUAUCGAUACCCCGUCAUGAAUUGUCUUUGGUAAUGUUGGUCUAUUAUGUUAAGAGAUAAGAGCAUUUUAUACAUGAAACCUUACUUAUCAUUACUAUGAUUCUAUUUACAUCAUGUAUUCCAGACCAGAAGCAGUGUAUGUGAACGAUCACUAAAUAACAAUGGUAUACCGGUACGCUGUGGUUGUUUGACUUCUCAGUUGUACAGUAUUCUUGAGGCUUAAAAUCAAUAAAACAAGGUAAUAAU
This is a messenger RNA of Branchiostoma belcheri (Belcher's lancelet), 1608 nucleotides long. RefSeq names its product annexin A7-like. The transcript has 11 exons. The coding region runs from base 209 to 1147 and encodes 312 amino acids. NCBI's taxonomy places the organism in Eukaryota, Metazoa, Chordata, Leptocardii, Amphioxiformes, Branchiostomatidae. The record is from RefSeq and is a predicted model, not a curated record. Gene Ontology annotation, cellular component: cytoplasm. Gene Ontology annotation, molecular function: calcium-dependent phospholipid binding; calcium ion binding.